UCGUCCGGCAGAGUUGGCAGAGCAUGGCGCUUCCGACCGAAAUGUCCGGCUUACACGGGAGCUCCAAUCCGAUGUUAUUGGACAAGAGGUCAGCCGACUCUAUCUGUGCAGUACUGACGGUCUAAUGGCGCCCACCCCUCUUUCGAUUCCUCGGUGGGCAGCAUCUCUCCACCGAUUCCUGGAGGCUUGCCCUCUGCGGGUAUCCGAACCGAGCUCGCAGUGGUUCUCAAUGACGAUUACUGCUGCUUCGCCCGUCGAUUAAUUCGAGAGGCUAGGAAGGAAGUUCAAAAGCCGCCUUCAUGUUGGGCAACAAGAUUAGACACCAGCACUUGGACCGCCUGACUCGAUGUACACCAUCUUUGUCCCUGGCCAGACUUGUCGCUGCCGGACUGUGCGAUGAGCGAGACAUGAAAGUGUGUGAGGACUUCUGAAAAGUUGCUACCGCGCUCUUAUUAUUAGAGAAGAAAGGAAUCGAAAAAAGACCUACAGAAUCUCGCCCGGGGGGCAGUUGUCCCUCUCCCUUGGGCCCCCUGCGCCAGCUUAUGUAUGGGAUUGGAGCAAAUAUCCUGCGGCAUAGCAACACAGCAGUCGCUCCGGUUCCUAGUGCUCAGCCAGCCAGCCAGCGCACUACCUCGGGCGGCAGCAGGGUGUUCUUUUCCUUGUUUGAGACCAACACCGAAGGGGCAAGGAAGCAUUCCCGCCUAAAAUCAGCUUGUGGAAUAGACUUGCACGAGCCCAAGACAAGUCCCGGCCAAGGCUCACUUGGUACUUUGGGGGUCUUCUCACCGCAACCCUGGCUGAACGCAACCCAAUGUGCCCGUUCCUAUUCGAGCCCAACGUUGUUUUGACGCUCUAUCUGACCAGGUCAGCCCGGUCAGGUUCUGGGCCCUUCUGCACCCGAGAACGCUGUGCAGGUAGAUCUUUCUUGUCGCCUGAGCAGACUUACACGGCCACCUGGGCAAAUACCCACCCACCCGCCACGCCUUCGUCACUCGCCCCAAAACGAACCUUGGAACUUCGCACACGCACACGCACACUCACACGCAUCCUCUCACACACCACUCCCCGAUACAUUCAGCCUCCUGCCUCCUUCCCACCUUGCCCCUGCGUACACAGCUCCAACGCCAUCAUCUCGUGACGAUCCCGGACCAAAGCUUAUGCUCUCUGGAGGCGGUGCGCCCAUACACCGGUUGCUAUCAUCAUUACACAACAACACCCUUGUCUGCCGGGUCGCGUCCUGCGGGGUUAUUUCUUAUACACACAGUAGAGGCCGUCGCUGCCCCCCUACCCCCCCUCGCGAAUCCUGUCGCCACGAUAUCGGCUGGGUGUCAUUCCAGCUGCACCAGACCAGCGCACUAGCUUGCAGCCGCUGUCCAAGGGAGAGCACCUUUGUACCGGCCAUCUCUCUGCAGAUUGUCCGGCGCAAAGGGCCUUCAUCCCACCACUAUUUUCCCAAUGUCGGAAAGAAGGGCGACAAUUACUAUAGAACACACAUCAUCACGGGACUCGAUCACGGACGGGGACGGCGAGUCGCAAUACUCAGAGAGCGAUCUUCCGGCGGACGAGGAGGAGUGGUCGUCGCAUGCCGAAGAAGACGACAUAGACCCUAACGACUCGGCAUCCGCGACAGGAGACUACGUCCCGCAACCGCGACCUCACAGUCGGCCUCCUCGCAACCCACCGCGCCAACACAGCAUUCCCCGGCAGUCAAGGUUUCGGGCGCCACCACCACCGGAUCACAUCCAAACCAUGAGCAGCGAAUCAUAUGAAGAUUCGAUGUACGGCUCGCGAGGUUUCGCGCCUCAACACGCAGGAUUCUACGGAGGGAGGGCUGGUUAUCCAGGGCCCCAGAGCAUCGCUAGCGGAUAUGGGCCCCCGCAUCAUGGGUAUGGGGGGCAGAUGGUCCCCUUCGCCUCGAAUCCCUUUAAUCCGAUGGCACCGGGAGGAGGCGCCGGCUACUUCCCUGAGCAGCGGCCGUACGACAUGAUGCCUUAUCAACAACCCGGCUACUUCGGCGGUGCAGGCCCCGUGGCCGCCCCGGGUUACGGAAUGCCGCCACCCCAUGUUGCGCAAUACAUGUACCAGUCACCACCUCCUCCCCCUACCGAGGCGCCGGGCCCGCCGCGGACCCCAGCGCCGGCAGAGGAGAGACCAAACCCUCAGAUGGAGCAGAUGAGAAAGCAGCUAGAGCUGCUCCAGACCGAACGCAAGGAGCAGGAAGAGUCCAAGAAGCGAGCGGAUAUGGAGCAGAAGAUCAGGGAGGACGCCGAGCGCGCCUUCAAGAUCAGGAUGGAGGAAAUGCAGAGGGCACAAGAAGAGGCUAAGAAGGAGAUCGAGCUCGCCAAGAUUGCUGCCGAGCGGGCGGCACGGGAGCGCAUCGAAGAAGAGCGCAAGGCCGAGGCCGAGCGCCAAAGGCUGCAUGCAGAGAUGAUGGCCAAGGCCGAACGCGACGCCAGGGACCGUAUUGAGAAGGAGAGGAAAGAGGAAGCCGAGCGCCAGCGACAACAUGCCGAGGCCAUGGCAAAGGCCGAGCGGGAGGCCAAAGAAAAGUACGAAGCCGCCCUCAAGGCCGAGGAGGAACGUAAGGCACAGCAGGAGGAAGAGCGGAAGAGGGCGGAAGAGAACGUCCGCCUUAGGCUUGAGGCGGAGGCGAAGGCCAAAGAAGAGGAGGCAAAACUCGCCGCCAAGAAAGCGGAAGAGGAGGCCGAGCGGAAAAAGCUCCUCGAGGAAGAGAUGCGAGUCAGGGCGGAGAAGCAACUCCGCGACAAAAUCGCAGCCGACAAGAAGGCCGAGGAGGACAAGAAGACAGCCGAAGAGGCGGCCAGGCUCAAAUAUGAGAAUGAAGUGAGACUGCAAAUCGAGAAGGAGCGCCUCGCCGCGGAAGAGGCCAAGAAGAAGGAAGAGGACGCCAAGAAAGACAGAGAAGACCUCGAGAAGAAGAUCGCCGAGGAGACCAAGGCCAAGUUGGCCGAGGAGGCGAAGAAGUCGGCUGGCGACGACAAGGAGCCCCUCAAAUUCAAGGAUGCCUUGGGGAGAAAGUUCAACUUCCCAUGGAACCUCUGCUCUACUUGGAGUAGUAUGGAGGAGCUCAUCAAGCAAGCCUUCCACCACGUCGAUGUUACGGGCCCGCACGUUCAGCAAGGCCACUAUGACUUGAUCGGGCCUGACGGCGAGAUCAUUCUCCCUGUCGUGUGGGAGAAGACGGUCCAGCCGGGCUUCCAGAUUAGCAUGCACAUGUGGCCAAUGGACAAGCACCCGUUGCCACCCCAGAUGCCUCCGGGAUUGUCGCCUGAGCAACAGAGGGCAUUCUUGAUAGAUCAGAUGCGGCGACGACAAGCGGCCAUGGCGCAGGGCAGAGGGCACCACCAUGGCGGUGGGCACGCCGCGCCCAUGAGGCCGCCUGGCUUCAUGGGGGCGCCGUUCGGGGGCAACCCGCCGCCGCCGCCUGGGAUGAUGAGACCGCCGCCGCCGGGUGGCGAGGGGAUGCGACCGCAGGGGGUAGAUAUCAUCGACGGCGGCAAGCCGAAGAGGGACAAGGGCAAGAAGGCGAAGAAGACGAUGGCUUUCUUUUCUGGUGCAAGUGCCAAACCUAAGAAGUCCAGUUCAAAGAAGUUUGUAUUUCUCGAGGAUCCUCUUAUUUAUCCUCAACGCUGACGGAAUGAGUGGCAGGCAUUAAUUCGGGAAAACUUUUCUUACGGAAGAUUUCCUUCUUGAGCAACACUAUCUAUCUCGUGGGUUCUGGCCAGAUUUUCCUGGCUGGUCUUUUUGGUUGGACAUUUGCAGCACUUCUCUCAGCUCUUUACCCAGCGAUACCUUUUUGAUUUUCAGCAUAUUCUUUUCUUCUCAAUUCCCCCCGCCGCUCUAACAAUUAUACAACCUCUUUUUUUCCCCCCCUGGGCCGACCUGCGAGGAAUUAUCGAUCAAGGAACGAAGGACAUGAAGGAACGAGGGACGAGACACGGAAACGUGAACGAGGAAGAGAUGACGCCGAGACGACGCGCCGAGACGAGACGAAACGAGACAAGCAAUUCCACGCGUGACGCGAGCUGGAAUGUGGACGGGAGUGCGCAGGCAGGUAACAGAAGGGGAGGAGAGGUCUAGCAGCCUAUUCGCGAUGUUGCUUUUGUUUUUGUUCUUGACCAUGACCCCUGGAUACCACACUUUCACCGACGCAAAAAAAAAGUUCCCUCGGCGCCGAGUAAGCCAUAACCUUAUGAGAGCAAGGCGCAACUGAACAUGAAUGAACGGGGAUGGUGUUUAUUAUCUAAGGUGCGGCCCAGGGACCCUGAUCGGAGGGUGCCCUUCAUCGGCCCUUUAUGUCUAUACAGCGCUUGGAUCUAUAUCUGUCCUUUUGUCUACCGUGCGAGAGUCUGCUUAAUCAUACAACACAUAUUCUGCCACCUCGUACUGUUCUCACCUCGAGCGUGCCGUGGCCCAGGGAGGCCAAUGUCUAAACAAACGGAGCAGAGGCGGCGGCGGCGACGCCGUGGCGCCUUCACAUUCCGCCGAGUAGUUUUUUGAAUCCAACUCUUGUGCAUCCAAACAUGCGCCACCGCAAAUCAGCCCUCCGCGUCCCCAAACAAGUCCCUGGCCCUCUGCUCAAAGGCGUCGACCAUCUUGGUGGCGGUCUCGUCGACGACCUUGGACAGCAUCAUCCGCACGAGCGGGUCGGCGAGGCGCAUGGUGAGGUCGAGGUCGACGGUGGACCAGGUGCCGAUGCGCUUGACGAUGGCGUCCCGGACCGUCCACUUGGUGACGAGGCUCUCGAAGGGGCUCCCCGCGGGGCCGGGGAUGCCCUCGUGCCGCCCGCUCAGGGCCUCGAUGCUGCGCCCCGGCACGCAGACGAUCCUGCUCGUGUACGACUGGGUGAUGGGGCCGAAGCCCACGGUGAGGUCGCCCUCGGCCGGCCAGGCGCGGCCGCCGCCGUCGGCCUCGGACCACCUCGUCACGCGGCUGUGCUGGCAGUAGGGCAGGAAGCUCGAGUACGCGUCCACGUCGGCGAUCAUGUCGUACAGCUUCUCGCGCGGGUAGGGCAGGGUGCGGGAGACGUUGAUGGUCAGGGGCUUGCUCGGCUGGAAGACGGAGUCGAGGAAGGUCCGGCGCUGGGCGGCGGUGGCGAGGGCGAGGGCGGGAGGGCAUGGGCGGCGGGCGAUCAAGGCCCUGCUGGCCAGCCUGAGGGGUCCGGUAGCCGUGGCAGCCAUUUCCGAACGGUGGUAGGACGAAGGCCGGCUAUUGUUAUUGUGCGAUCAUUGUACCUGGCACUUAAUUGGGCGAUGCGCGGGGCCUCUUCUUUUUUUUGGAUUAUUGGAAUUGGC
This is a messenger RNA of Diaporthe batatas, 5315 nucleotides long. RefSeq lists its product as uncharacterized. The transcript is spliced from 4 exons. Bases 1456 to 3654 code for a protein of 732 amino acids. Lineage: Eukaryota; Fungi; Ascomycota; Sordariomycetes; Diaporthales; Diaporthaceae. The record is from RefSeq and is a predicted model, not a curated record.